This is a messenger RNA of Centruroides sculpturatus (bark scorpion), 4311 nucleotides long. RefSeq names its product zinc finger protein 62-like. The transcript is spliced from 2 exons. NCBI's taxonomy places the organism in Eukaryota, Metazoa, Arthropoda, Arachnida, Scorpiones, Buthidae. The record is from RefSeq and is a predicted model, not a curated record. The coding region runs from base 211 to 4218 and encodes 1335 amino acids. Gene Ontology annotation, cellular component: nucleus.
AAAUCUACAACCCAUGAUGCAAUGCGAUAGAACGUGCGGAAGGUCGUCUUUUCAAAUGGUUUCCUUUAAAAUUUCGAUUAUUGUUUAACGUACAAUGACUUUAAAAUGAUUCGUGGAAAGCGUAAAUCUGUAAGGAUUUAAGGUUAUUGUCAUAAGUGAAACUUAAAUUUUAUUUGGAUGUUAUAAACCUGGCUACAUAGAAGUUAAAUUAUGAGUACAUCAGGAGUAAGAAGCUGGAGUUGUAUUUGUGGAUUUGUGGAUACAUUUGAGUCUGUUCAAAUACAUUUUCUCACUGUGCAUAGAAAAUUUUCUGAAGACUUUUCUUCUAUGUGUAGUAUUUGUAACAUUCAGUUUUCAGAUCCCAGCAUAUUAAAACAACAUAGUGUACUUCAUAUUCGACAAUUUACAAAAUCACUUUUGGACACUUCCUUGGAAACAAAAGUUCAGAAUAGUAAAUCAGACAGUAAAUCUACAUAUUCAGAAAAUCCACCUUUUAAACAAGAAUUUCCUUGUUACAGUUCUUCUUUACCUUUAAAAAAAGUGAAUGGUAUAACUAAUAACAUAAGUAAUAACAGCACUGAAUCAUCAUCAUGUUGUUUUAAUAAUGUUUCUUCUACACCAAAUAAUAGGACUAAUAAUUUUCAAAUUGUUCCUCCUUUGUCGUUAAAUGUAACUCAGCCAUCAACAGUAAAUUGCAUGACUUCUUUAGUUAACACUGUUUCAGCUGUUAAUAAUUCAUUUCAAGGUAUUAAAGGUUCUGGAAUUUUAAAUGCUAAUAAUAAUUUUUACUACAUGAAUAUGCCAAAAAACCAGUUGCAACAAGGACAACAGCUAAAUGUCUGUAACAGUAUUGUAAUGCCCGUUCUCUCUUUAAUGCCAGCACAACAGAUUUUACAGUCAAGACUAUCUGAUGUUAAUCAGGUAAGGAAUACAGUUAAAAACGCACAAGCACCAAAUGUUUCUCAAGCUUCAAGUAGUCAGAAUAAAACACCUCCUACUACUAAGCAGCAAACUGAAUUAAAUAACCAUACGCGUGAAGUAUCAACUGAAAGCAAAAAUGCUGCAAAUAAUAGUGUUGAAAAGAAAACAUAUGAUCAAGCAACUUUACGACAAAUUUUUCAAAGGUCUUGCAACAUGUCUAAUGAUUAUAAUCAAAUAUGGUCUAUGGCAAAAACACCAAAAUGCAAGAAAAAAAUGCUCGAAAAACAAAAUUUAAUGCGUUUUUAUAAGUGCAUGGUAAAAGAUUGUUCUUUUGCUUCCAAUAGCAAUACUAAUUUUAUCUUUCAUCUUAGUAAACAUAGUAACAUUGCAUAUUUUAAAUGUGUUUAUUGUUUAAGAGAAUUUUCGGCUGGUAUUACUUUAGUCAACCAUAUGACGCAAGAACACGGGAAAAGGAUUUAUCAGUGUAGUCAGUGUUUCUACCGUGCUUCAAGGAAACUAUAUGUUCAGAUUCAUCAACAGAUACAUCAUGGAAAGCACUCACUUGAAGUUAUCAUUUGUAAACCUGUAGAAUUACUUCAAUCAAAAAAUGAAUGUAUAGAUUCUGAUUAUUCCACGUAUGCAAAACCUUUCCAUUGUUCGAUUGGAAGUUGUUACUUCGUUACUUACGACUCUUUAGAUUUUAAAAAACACAAUGAAUUAAAUCAUAAGUUUGUUGAUAUGUAUCCGUGUUCAUAUUGCAAAUCAAGUUGUUUUUCUAUUAGUAGUCUUAUUAAACAUCACCAUUUACAUGGAAUAAAUAAUUAUCAGUGUACAUAUUGUUUAUUUGGGUCCAGCACAAAAAUUGAAAUGUUAUUUCAUUUAAGCUUGCAUCAUGCUGACAUGCCUGUAAAUGUGUAUGUGCGAUCAUCGUAUGAAUAUAUUGAAGGUGUGCAGAUUAACCAGAGGCUUUCUGAAAAAGAAAUAGUAAGGAAAAACGACGAUGAGAGAAACACAAAAACUACAGAUAACAAAAGGAAUAAAAGUAGGACGAAACAGUGUGAAAAAUUAGAAUCAGAUGAGAUUUCAAAGGUUAAUAAGGGUUUAAGAAGAUCAAGUUCCAAUUCAAGCAACAGUAGUUUAGAAAAUGCUUUAAAAGUUGUAGAUUUUCAGAAUAAUAUGGAAAGGAACAAAAAAGUAAAUUCAAAAAUAAAUUCUCAGAGUUCCAGUGUAUCUGAGAAUGAUGAUCAUUUUGUCUCUUGCUCAACAGAUCAAGCUGAUACUAAAAGUAAAGAUGUAAAUGAUAGUAAGGAGAAAACACCAGUAAAUUCCAUGCCAUCUUUAAAAAAAAAAAAUAAUACUUCUAAUUCUGCCUUAUUACAAAAGAGUAAAUUACGCUUCUCUUUGAAAAAAACUAAUAAUAAUAAUAAUAAUAAUACUCGUAUUUCUUGUGAAUUGAAUUCUAAUUGUUCUCGCUGUAAUAAUUGUAAUUAUGAAUGCAGUAUUUGUUUACUGCAUUUCAAACUCUUUAAAGAUGCUAAAAAACAUCUUAAAGAUGUUCAUUGUUUAUGGAGUUCAGUCAGAUGUGCCUACUGUUCAAGAAUGGGAUUCCAGAAAGGGUUCUUGCGACGACACAUCAUUACAAAACAUCCUCAUAAAGACAUGAAAAUAAUUUCAUAUAUUAAGAAGAUUCUUCCAAAAUCAACAUCUUCUAGAAUGCAACAUCCAUACAAUUGUUAUUUCUGUUCAUAUGGAACAGCAAAUAGAUGCCAAAUAAUAAAACAUAUGUAUGCAGAAUUAGAUUAUAAGAAAUAUAAAUGUGGAAUUUGUAAACUUCAGCUCGACAAGAGAGCUUUACCCAAUCAUUUUUCUUACGUACAUCCAAAUCGAGUCAUUGACAUUAUAAAAAAUACAAAUCCACAUAUAAGGAAGUGGCUUAAGAAUUUUCUCCAAAAUUCCUCUAAUUGUUUAGAAGAUGAUGGCAAUUUGAAUCCAAGACAACCAUCUGAGUUUAAUUGUCCAUUUUGCCAAAAGCAAAUGAAAUCACAGAAAUGUUUUCAGCAACAUCUUUAUAGACAUAAACAGUACAAACCAUUUAAGUGUGGUCACUGCAGUAAGAAAUUUCUUAAAAUAAGCCAUUUUAAAAUUCAUAAGAAAAAUGUAAGGAGUCAAAUGGUUCAAAAGAAAGCAAUAAAAUUGUUUAAAACAAAAAUAUGGCACAUAGAAAAUUGGGCUAAAGAGAUUAUACAGAAUGAACAACACACACAAAACAGUCAGGAUCUUUCUUCUGUAACUUCAAAAUUGGAUAUUCAUUAUGUUGGUGUAUAUGGUUGUUUUUAUUGUAAUUUUUGUGCAAAUUUCAGAUAUUUAGUUGAAAGACAUUGCCGAAUAAAACAUUAUAAGAAACCUGUACGUUUUCUCAAGAAUAACAUGUUCUGCAAGGAAACUACUGUACAGAUUAAGAAUCGUUCUGCUAUUAGAAAGAAAUGUGCAUCUGUUAAGAAGCGAAAAAGAAGAAUGUCUUCUAAAAGCACUUCUGAAAAAACAGUUUCUGGGACACUCAGUAAUGACGACUUAGAUCAGUCUUCUUUUAGUGAUAACAAACAGGAAAAGGCAGAUGUUUUAGGAAAGGAUCACCUGUCAUCCAGUGACAAAAACUGCAGUUUAGUUAAAGCCACAACUUCCAAUGAAAAUAACAUUGGAUUCUGUAUAUUCAACUGUGCUUUUUGUCCAGAAAAAUUUAUUUCAUUAAAAACAUUAAAAAAUCAUUGGCAGGAGAAACAUAAAACUUCUGAUGACGAUCAUUUAUUAUUCAAAGUAACAAACAAAAAAGUGAAGUCGCUUUUCCAUGUGUACAGAUGUAUGUAUUGCAAUGUGCAGUGUACAAUAAUGAGAAAUUUAAAAUCUCAUAUUGAGAAUGAACAUAAGGAAAAAGUAUUCAUGAUGAAAAUUACUAGAAAUAAAACUGCAAGUGGUCCAACUGAAAGUUAUUUACAAUAUUAUUGUAAUCAUUGCCCAAUGAUAUUCAUUGAAGAAUCAAAAUUGCGUGCACACGAACUUGAAGUGCAUAAAAUUAGUUCGUCUACCGAUUCUGAAAGCCAGGAAACAAAGUCAGUUUCAGGCUCGUCUGAAGAAGUAGUAGUUGAAAAUAACUCUUCUAAAUCUGGUCACAACAAAAAAGAAUUAAUGGUAAAUGUAAAAUUUGGAGAAUAUUCCAAAGAAAUUAAGUUACCUUUAUCAUAUUAUUCAAAAAUGUAUAAGAUAUAUCCAAAGGUAGUGCUUGAAAAAUUAUUUUCUUGAUAUAACUUUUCAUUUGUUCGAUAAUUUGUUUCUUUAAGUUUCAAUAUUAAGCUUAGAAUUUUGUGUGAAAAUAAAAUUAUAUAUUUUUUUGUA